UAAUCGGCUCCGUACUCUGAGAUGUGGGCGGCAAAGGAGAUGGUGCAUAUAUAGCUGCGUAUUCGCGCCAUACCAAACAUCUCCUCUUCUUCCUCUCUCUCUCUCUCUCUCUCUCUCUCUCUCUCUCUCUCUCUCUCUCUCUCUCUCUCUCUCUCUCUCUCUCAUCACCGCCACCACCACCACCUCUUGUCCACAGUUCUUCCUCUUCAUCUUCGCCGUCUCGCAUCGCUGGUGCCACCAGCUGAAUCAAGGGAGCUGUGCAGUGUAGAUGCCGACCAUCAUCGUCAAGGUGGACCUGGAAUGCAGCCGCUGCUAUGCCAAGAUCCAGAGGGUGCUCAACAGGAUCCAAGAGAAGGGUGAGUUCUGCAUCGACGACAUCGAGUACGACGAGAAGAACAACCGGGUGAUCGUCACGGGGCCCUUCGACGCGGAGAAGCUCGCCGACAAGCUCUGCUGCAAGGCCUGCAAGAUCAUCAAGGAGAUCGAGAUCGUCGAGCCCCCGCCGCCCAAGAAGGAAAAGACCAAGCCCCCGCCGCCAGAGCCGGAUGUCGUGCCACCACCCCCACCGCCGGUGGUCGUGGAGCCGCCGCCCAAGAAGGACCCCCCUCCGCCGCCACCGCCCAAGGUGGUGGAGGUUCCCUACCCGUGGCCGUACCCGUACCCAUUCCCGGCGUGGCCGUCCGACUGCUGCUGCCGCCACGGCCACGGCGGCUGCCACUGCUGCUCCUGCGGCAAGGCCCCCGAGCCGGCACCGCAGCCGCAGUACAUCCCGAUGCCGCAGUACGUGCCGCAGCCGUACCCCUGCGGGCCCUACCGGAUCGUCUGCGAGGAGGACCCCUCCUACGCCUGCACCAUCAUGUGAUUAUCUAUUAAUGACGUCAUGAGUACCCCGUUAAUCACUAUACCCCGCCGGUGUCAUCAUGCCUCCUGUAUAAGCAUCGUGCAGAUUCAUACUCAUAUAGCAUUAUGUAUACGCACUUUCUUAGUUUUUUCUGCUAAUGACGUCAUGAGUACCCCCUUAAUCACUA
Messenger RNA from Phragmites australis (common reed), 1028 nucleotides. RefSeq names its product protein PYRICULARIA ORYZAE RESISTANCE 21-like. Gene Ontology annotation, biological process: regulation of defense response to fungus. The transcript has 3 exons. Lineage: Eukaryota; Viridiplantae; Streptophyta; Magnoliopsida; Poales; Poaceae. The coding region runs from base 269 to 862 and encodes 197 amino acids. The record is from RefSeq and is a predicted model, not a curated record. Gene Ontology annotation, molecular function: metal ion binding.